UUGUGUAUAUUAAAUUGUUUGUUGAUCAUGGAGUCACUUAAACGUAAGGGCAGGCCACCCAAUCCCAGGGCUAAAGCAAACCCUUUGUCGGCCCUAACCUUUGCGUGGACAUUGCCAAUAUUUUGGAAUGGCUUUAAGAAGGAAAUGGAGGAGCAGGACUUGUUUGAACCACUAGAAGAACAUGCAUCAAGUCCUUUGGGCGACAAAUUCGCCCGUCUAUGGGAAGAAGAAGUCGCUCGUGCGGGAGCAAAACGCACGCCAAGCUUACUAAGAGUCAUAAUGAAAGCCUACGCUGCACGUUGUAUGCUUUAUGGGUUUGUGCUACUGGUAACGGAAUGUGGAAUACGAAUAGCUCAACCAGUAUUCUUAGGUAAACUAGUUGAAUACUACGGCCCAGAACAGAAUACGAUGAAACCCAGAGAAGCCUUUUUAUACGCUGGGGCUGUGAUUCUAUGUUCUGCUCUCAAUGUGUUCGUGACACACCCGUACAUGAUGGCAAUUUUACACAUGGGCAUGAAGUUCAGGGUUGCUUGCUGUUCUCUCAUAUAUAGAAAGUCGUUAAGGCUUUCCAAAACAGCCCUAGGAGAGACAACGGUCGGCCAAGUUGUAAACUUGUUGUCUAACGACGUGAACCGCUUCGACGUGGCCAUCAUCUUCCUACAUUACCUGUGGAUCGGGCCACUGGCUACCGUCAUUGUCGCAUACUUUAUGUGGCUGGAGAUUGGCUGGGCGGCGGUGGUCGGAGUCGGGUUCAUGCUUGCUUUUAUUCCUUUACAAGCAUACUUUGGGAAACGAACUUCUGUGUUGCGACUUAAGACCGCCUUGAGAACCGAUGAGCGUGUCCGACUAAUGAAUGAGAUUCUGUCCGGUAUACAGGUCAUCAAAAUGUACACAUGGGAGAAACCGUUCGCGGAUCUCGUGGCUAAAGCGCGGAAACAGGAAAUCAAACAGAUCCGCGCGACGUCGUACAUCCGGGGCGUUUUAACGUCGUUCAUAAUGUUUACGACGCGCAUCUGCCUCUUCUUCUCCAUUUUAGCUUUCGUGCUAGGUCAGAAUAACGUCAUUACUGCCAAGCAAGUGUUCGUUGUAACCAGCUUCUACAACAUUCUGCGACAGACUAUGACUGUGUUCUUUCCACAGGGUAUUGCUCAAGUAGCUGAAGCAUCAAUAUCGAUUAAACGUCUUCAAAGCUUUAUGCUUUACGAGGAUACAACUAAACCAGUGCCGGGCCUUGCGGAGAUACAGACCGCCGCCAAGAAAAAACCAAAAGAAGAAGAUAAAAGCAAAGAAGAUAUCAUUACCGCUGAAGAUAAAUUUGAAUCAACAGAUGAAAAGAAACCAGAGACAGAAGUGGCUGAAAGUAGCGAGCAAAAGGAUGAAGCUAAGGGUAAUGGCAAUGUUAGUCUUGCUCCUCUAGAAUCGGGCGAAGACGAUGAUGAAGAGUUGGCCACGCGCGUGGAUCAAGACGCGCGGGGGGUGCGGCUGCGGCACGCCACCGCCAAGUGGAUCGCGGCGCACGCGGAGAACACGCUCACAGACAUGUCGCUCACCAUCAAGCCCGGCAAAUUAAUAGCAGUAAUAGGUCCUGUGGGCGCUGGAAAGUCUUCGCUUCUACAUGUAUUAUUGCGGGAGCUGCCUUUACAGUCCGGUACUGUACAUGUUGGCGGCACUGUGUCCUAUGCGAGUCAGGAGCCUUGGCUGUUUGCUGGAAGCGUCCGUCAGAAUAUACUUUUCGGUCAGCCGAUGGAUCGCCCGAGGUACAACACCGUCGUUCGCCGUUGCGCUCUAGACCGAGACUUUGCACUAUUCCCGCAUGGAGACAAGACCGUCGUCGGUGAGAGGGGUGUCAGUCUUAGUGGAGGUCAACGCGCUCGUAUCUCCUUAGCCCGUGCUGUGUACAAGCGCGCUGAUAUAUACCUGUUGGACGAUCCGCUAUCGGCAGUGGACGCGCAUGUCGGCCGCCACCUGUUCGAAUCAUGUGUCGUCGGCUACCUGCGUAACACCACACGCAUACUCGUCACACAUCAGCUGCAAUUCUUAAGGGACGUCGAUCAGAUUAUUAUAUUGAAGAAUGGUACAAUAGCAGCGGCGGGUGAUUUCGAAACAUUGAGCGCUUCGGGUCUUGAUUUCGCAACAUUGCUCGCGCGAGGAGAAUCAGAGGAAGAGAAACCAAAACAAUCUCAAGACACUACAAACACCGAGCUAGAGGAUUCUAUGCUUCAGGGUAGUUUCCGCAAACGGCAAUUGAGUAUACAUUCUGUGAGCUCGGUGGACAACUUGACGGGCGCGGCGCCGCCGGAGGGCGGCCGCGAGGAGGCGGAGAUGCGGUCUGCGGGCGCGGUGUCGGGCGCCGUGUACGCGGCCUACCUGCGCGCGCAGGGCCACCCGCUGCUUGUGGCACUCAUGCUGGUCGUCACCGUGCUGACGCAGCUGCUCGGCUCCGGCGCCGACUGGUGGACCAGCUACUGGGUGAACUUGGAAGAGGACCUUCCACGAUCGUUUAUGAAUACGCUAGACAAUAACAACACUACUGGCCCAUUAGAGCGGACUGAAAACUUCACAAAUCCAUUGAUCGACAAUGCGCAAUUUGUUAGAUCAAGCCUUACACGAUACGACUGCAUCUAUAUUUAUAGCGCGAUGGUGGCGGCGCUGGUGGCGGUGGCGCUGCUGCGCUCGUUCAUGUUCUUCUGGCUGGCGAUGCGCGCAUCCACGCGGCUGCACAACAACAUGUUCGCGAGCAUCACGCGCGCGCCCAUGCGCUUCUUCCACACCAACCCCUCGGGCCGCAUCCUCAACCGUUUCUCCAAGGACAUGGGCGCGGUCGACGAGGUGCUGCCCUCCGCUCUGCUUGACGUUCUGCAAAUUGGACUGUCUUUGAUUGGUAUUGUGGUAGUGGUGGCGGUUGUGAACUGGUGGCUGCUUAUACCGACAGUGGCUAUCGGAUUUGUGUUCUACGGUUUACGUAUCGUAUACCUGGCGUCGUCACGCAGCAUAAAGCGCCUCGAGGGUGUGACUCGUAGCCCGGUGUUCUCUCAUUUGAACGCGACGCUGCAAGGCAUCACAACGAUUCGUGCUUUCGGUGCACAGGAGGCACUCAUUAGGGAGUUCGACAACCAUCAAGACGUGCACAGCUCCGCUUGGUAUUUGUUCAUCGCAAGUUCGCGCGCUUUCGGCUUCUGGCUGGAUCUUGUGUGCGUCGUCUACAUAGCCAUUGUAACGCUAAGCUUCCUCGUUUUCGACAAAGAGGAAUACGGCGGUAACGUGGGUCUGGCGAUUACGCAAGCGAUGGGCUUGACGGGCAUGUUCCAGUGGGGGAUGCGCCAGUCCACCGAACUCGAAAACCAGAUGACUAGUGUUGAGAGGAUACAGGAAUAUUCGACAAUAGAAUCGGAGCCGCCCCUGGAGUCCGAGCCCAGUAAGAAGCCCCCUCCAUCUUGGCCGGAAGCGGGCCGCCUGGAGUUCCGGCGCGUGUUCUUGUACUACGCGCCAAGUGAGCCGCCGGUGCUCAAGGACCUCUCCUUCCUCAUACUGCCCAAGGAGAAAGUUGGCAUCGUAGGCAGAACCGGCGCUGGCAAGUCUUCACUCAUCAACGCCUUGUUCAGAUUGGCAAAACUCGAAGGAGAGAUUAUAAUCGACGGACGCGAAACAUCUAUGCUGGGGCUCCACGAGCUUCGCAGCCAGAUCUCCAUCAUCCCGCAGGAGCCUGUGCUGUUCUCGGGCACCAUGCGACACAACCUCGAUCCAUUCGACGAGUACCCGGACCAGGUGCUCUGGCGUGCUUUGGAAGAGGUGGAGCUGAAGGAGGCGGUGCUGGAGCUGCCGGCGGGGCUGAGCUCGCGCAUGUCGGAGGGCGGCGGCAACUUCUCGGUGGGGCAGCGCCAGCUCGUGUGCCUGGCGCGCGCCAUCGUGCGCCGCAACCGCCUGCUCGUGCUCGACGAGGCCACCGCCAACGUCGACCCGCAGACUGACACAUUAAUCCAGACCACAAUAAGAAACAAAUUUGCUGAUUGUACAGUCCUUACCAUCGCGCAUCGUCUUCACACUGUUAUGGAUUCAGAUAAGGUGUUGGUGAUGGAUGCUGGACAAAUGGUGGAAUUCGAUCACCCGCACAUUCUGCUGAAGAAGAGCGACGGCUUCCUGCGGUCUAUGGUGGACCAGACCGGCAAGGUCAUGGCUGAAACACUCGCUAGAGUUGCACAACAGGCAUACGAACAAAAGUAUCAAUGGAAAACUGACACGACAGACUGA
Messenger RNA from Parnassius apollo (apollo), 4248 nucleotides. The record is from the annotation of a GenBank genome assembly. Lineage: Eukaryota; Metazoa; Arthropoda; Insecta; Lepidoptera; Papilionidae.